This is a messenger RNA of Kazachstania africana CBS 2517, 1299 nucleotides long. RefSeq names its product glucan 1,3-beta-glucosidase (gene EXG1). Gene Ontology annotation, molecular function: glucan exo-1,3-beta-glucosidase activity. Lineage: Eukaryota; Fungi; Ascomycota; Saccharomycetes; Saccharomycetales; Saccharomycetaceae. The record is from RefSeq and is a predicted model, not a curated record. Bases 1 to 1299 code for a protein of 432 amino acids. Gene Ontology annotation, biological process: glucan catabolic process. The transcript has a single exon. Gene Ontology annotation, cellular component: extracellular region; cell surface.
AUGAUUUUGAAGCUCUUAUUUACCAUCACUCUUUUCUUUAAGGUGAUAUCAUCAACACCUGUUCCACCAAAAUCUUCAGAUUCAGUUCAAUUUUAUGAAAAAAGAUACUACGAUUAUUCCGCAAAUGAACCAAUCCGUGGUCUUAAUAUCGGUGGUUGGUUAGUUCUUGAGCCAUAUAUUACACCAUCUUUAUUCGAAGCUUUUGGCGAUGACGUUCCUGUUGAUGAAUAUCAUUACUGUCAGACUUUAGGUCGUGAUGAAGCAGCCAUUAGAUUGUUAGAACAUUGGGGAACAUUCUACACAGAAGAAGAUUUCAAACAAAUUGCAUCUUUAGGAUUCAAUCUAGUAAGAAUUCCAGUCGGUUACUGGGCUUUCAAGACUUUGGAAAGUGAUCCAUACGUUAGUGGUGUUCAAGAAAUAUUCUUGGAUGAAGCUAUUGCAUGGUCUAAGAAAUACGGUUUGAAGGUCUGGGUUGAUUUACACGGUGCUGCGGGUUCUCAAAAUGGUUUUGAUAACUCUGGUCUAAGAGACGCAGUUAACUUCUUAAAUUAUAGCGAAAAUAUCAAUAUUACUUCUGAAGUAUUGGAAUACAUCUUACAGAAGUACUCUGCUGAGAGUUAUGCUGACACAAUCAUCGGUAUUGAAUUAUUAAACGAACCUUUAGGUCCAUCUAUUGAUUUAGAUAAAUUGAAGAAUGAUUAUUACAUUCCAGCAUACGAUUACUUGAGAAACACCUUAAAUAGUAAUCAAAACAUUAUUAUUCAUGAUGCUUUCGAGGCAUAUAACUACUGGGAUGAUUUCUUAACUUUAGAAGAUGGCGCUUGGGGUAUCACGAUUGAUCAUCAUCAUUACCAAGUGUUUUCUACAGGAGAAUUAGCUACCACCAUGGACGAAAAAAUUCAAACUGCUUGUCAAUGGGGUACUGGUGUCUUGAGUGAGGCACAUUGGACUGUUGCUGGUGAAUUUUCUGCUGCACUAACUGAUUGUACUAAGUGGUUGAACGGUGUCGGUAUUGGUGCACGUUAUGACGGUAGCUACGUUAAAGGUAGCGACACUUCAUACUAUCAAGGCUCUUGUGAUAAUAACGAAGAUAUUACCAGUUGGUCAGAUGAAAGAAAGCAAAACACAAGACGUUUUAUCGAAGCUCAGUUAGAUGCAUUCGAAAUGAGAGGGGGUUGGAUUUUCUGGUGUUACAAGACCGAAACCAGUAUUGAAUGGGAUGCUUCAAGAUUAAUUGAAUACGGAUUAUUCCCACAGCCAUUGACUGAUAGACAAUAUCCAGGCCAGUGUUCGAAUUAA